This is a messenger RNA of Otolemur garnettii (small-eared galago), 2136 nucleotides long. Its product is annotated as semaphorin-3B. The transcript is spliced from 11 exons. The record is from RefSeq and is a predicted model, not a curated record. Bases 70 to 1770 code for a protein of 566 amino acids. Gene Ontology annotation, biological process: neural crest cell migration; negative regulation of axon extension involved in axon guidance; negative chemotaxis. Lineage: Eukaryota; Metazoa; Chordata; Mammalia; Primates; Galagidae. Gene Ontology annotation, molecular function: chemorepellent activity; semaphorin receptor binding.
CCGGGUCAAACGCUGCCCUGGGUGCUACAGCCUGCGCAAGGGUAAGGGGAGGCAGCUCGUGGGUCCCCUAUGGAACAGUACAAGGACUACCUCACCCCGUGCUUCCUGCUGCGGCCAGAGCCCAAGUUUGUCAAGGUUUUCUGGAUCCCGGAGAGCGAGAACCCGGACGACGACAAAAUCUACUUCUUCUUUCGUGAGUCUGCAGUGGAGGCGGCGCCAGCACUGGGACGCCAGUUCGUGUCCCGCGUUGGCCAGAUCUGUCGGAACGACGUGGGGGGCCAGCGCAGCCUGGUCAACAAGUGGACGACUUUCCUGAAGGCGCGGCUAGUGUGCUCAGUGCCAGGCAUUGAGGGUGACACCCACUUCGACCAACUCCAGGACGUGUUCCUGCUGUCCUCCCGGGACCGCCUGACUCCGCUGCUCUAUGCUGUCUUCUCCACGUCCAGUGGCAUCUUCCAGGGCUCCGCGGUGUGCAUGUACAGCAUGAAUGAUGUGCGCCGGGCCUUCCUGGGACCUUUUGCACACAAGGAGGGACCCACACACCAGUGGGUGUCAUAUCAGGGACGUGUCCCCUACCCGCGGCCUGGCAUGUGCCCCAGCAAGACUUUUGGCACCUUCAGUUCCACCAAGGACUUCCCAGAUGAUGUUAUCCAGUUUGCUCGGAACCACCCCCUCAUGUACAACGCAGUCCUGCCUAUUGGAGGGCGCCCUCUCUUCCUGCAAGUGGGAGCUGGGUACACCUUCACCCAAAUCGCUGCUGACCGGGUGGCAGCUGCUGAUGGACACUAUGAUGUCCUCUUUAUUGGCACAGACUCUGGAACAGUGCUGAAAGUGAUCUCAGUCCCUAAGAGCAGUAGUCCUAGCGUCGAGGGGCUGCUGCUGGAGGAGCUGCAGAUGUUUGAGGACUCGGCUGCAGUCACCAGCAUGCAGAUCUCUUCCAAGAGGAACCAGUUGUAUGUGGCCUCACGGAGUGCGGUAGCCCAGGUCGCUUUGCACCGCUGCGCGGCCCUUGGCCGCGCCUGCGCAGAAUGCUGUCUGGCGCGCGAUCCCUACUGCGCUUGGGACGGAGUCGCGUGCACCCGCUUCCAGCCCAGCGCCAAGAGGCGGUUCCGGCGGCAAGACAUAAGGAAUGGAGACCCCAGAAUGCUGUGCUCCGAAGAGUCAUCUCGUCCUGCGCUGCUGGAGCGAAAGGUGUUUGGCGUAGAGGGCGGCAAUGCCUUUCUGGAGUGUGAGCCUCGUUCGCUGCAGGCACGCAUGGAGUGGACUUUUCAGCGUACAGGGGAGACCUCCCACACUCAGGUGCAGACAGAGGAGCGCGCUGGGCGCACCGUCGGGGGGCUACUGCUGCGUGGGCUGCGGCGCCGGGACUCCGGCGUGUACCUGUGUGUAGCGGUUGAACAGGGCUUUUCGCAGCCGCUGCGUCGCCUGGUACUGCAUGUGCUAAGUGUUGCGCAGGCUGAAAGGUUGGCGCAGGCCGAGGAGGCUGCACCUGCCGUGCCGCCGAGCCCCAAACUUUGGUACCGCGACUUUCUGCAGCUGGUGGAGCAGGGCGGCGGUGGAGGGAGGAGCUCCCUGCGCAUGUGCCGCCCUCAGCCUGCGCUGCGUGCACCAACCCCAGAGUCCCGGAGGAAGGGCCGCAAUCGGCGGACCAACGCUCCUGAACCCCGCGCUGAGCGGGGGCCGCGCAGCGCAGCGCAGCGUACUAGUGACAAGGCUGUCCCCACGCCGGGGACCAGGCAGGAGACAACAGGCAGAAGAGAGGGCAAAUAACGGACGGGUUAGGGUCCUGGGCGACGAGACACCAACUGACCUGCCCUGGCCAUAGGGCAGCCGUAUGGGCUUAUUUAUUAACAGGAUAACCCUUGAAUAUAGCCCUGGGAAAAGCAGCCCAGGUCAGGCGCAGGAACCAGCCAGGAAGGAGGGGACAGAAAAGCUGGGCUUCAGAACAACCGAACCACCGGGGUCUGGGAGGCGCCUGGAGUGCCCAGUCUUCGGGACAGACCACUUCCUUGGGCAGUGAGCAGAAAGCUGUGAACAGGCUGGUUUGUUGGGGGCUGGUGAUGCCUGCCAACUGUACUAAAGUAAUGCAAUAAACACAUUAUCAGCAGAAGCUGGAAUGGCCCCAGCAGACAGCCA